Trypanosoma theileri is the source of this 1026-nucleotide messenger RNA. RefSeq lists its product as uncharacterized. The record is from RefSeq and is a predicted model, not a curated record. The transcript has a single exon. The coding region runs from base 1 to 1026 and encodes 341 amino acids. Lineage: Eukaryota; Euglenozoa; Kinetoplastea; Trypanosomatida; Trypanosomatidae.
AUGCAUUCCGGUGGAUUAUCUCUUCCCGGUCUUCUCUGCGGACUUCUUCUUCUUCUUUCACUCCUCCUCGCGGGUGGGGCGGUGGGGGGCCAGGCCGCGAUGCCGAGAGGGAUGCCCAUCCCAAUGCCCAUCCGCCUCGAGGCCGCCCUCGCCCAGUCCUUCACCACCAGCAUCGUCUCGAGCCGCUACGGUGUUUUCAGCGCCACUCUCGACCUCCGCGCCUCGCCAAACUUCCCAGAACGUCUGCACGGCGAAUUGAUUCCCGCAGGAUAUCAACAACUUAAACGCCCAGAGCAGAUACCACUUGAGCAUUUCAAUCACGCACGCAACGCACCACUCCCACCCUCCUCCGCCGCCUCGUUAGCAGCACUAUUAGCAGAAGCGAAGAAAAUAUCACAGUCAAAUUCUGAGGCAUCCUCCGAGACUGCUGCAAAGGAAGGUCCCCACCCAUCACUGCUCUCUCUGGAAGUACGACUUGAUUUUUCCGGUUCCACCGCAGGGACCGUCUCAUUCACAACACUUCCCCCCACAGACAAGCGUCACAGCAUUGAGAAUGAGAAUAAUAAUGAGGAAGAGGAGGAUGAGGAGAAACCACCGACUGCCCAAGCUACUUUUGCCUUUCGUGGGGAAUCCAGUUCGAUGGCGUCAUCAACACUCAGUGAUAUCCCUCCCAUGGUGCGUGUUGCCACAGGUGAGGUAGUAACAAAUGAAGGAGCAAAGGGUACAUUUACAUUCAGACUCUUCUCAGAGCACGAGUUUUCCCUCACACUUCAGCUACCUGAGGGAAAGGAGGGAGUUGUAGAUCACAUUUGGGUCCAUGGAUACGCCACGCCCAAUGAAGCCCUUUUUCAACGCAAGACUGUAAACGAACAACCAUGGUGGUACACUUGGGCAUUUGCAAGUAUUGGAAUUCUCGUCUUUUCUAUGCAACUUUUAACAGCCUACGUGGAUGCAAAGCGUGAAAACAAUUUACGGAUGCAGCAAAGGAUGAUAGAUGCAGAAACAAAGGCCAAAAAACUUAAGUAA